AUGGAUAACGUCCCAGAUAAUGAAAUGCUCGUCGACGAAUAUGAGCAGUAUCACAAUGACAGGACGGAUGAUGUUGUUGUCUCUCGAUCCGGAUCGGAGGAGCCGGAGCCGGAGCCUCUUGCAAACGAUUAUGCAGCGAUGAUGGCACGAAUCCUUCCUAAAGACCCAGAACUUGAAACCGAAGACGAGGCGUAUCACACAUGGCAUAUUAAAGACUGGCGCAAGUUGAAGAAGAAGGAACAUGGACCGACAUUCCACUGCGCAGGAUUCCCAUGGCGGAUUCUCUUCUUCCCAUAUGGUAACCACGUGGAGCACGCAUCAUUUUACUUGGAACAUGCUUGGGACAACGAGCCACCUGAAAAUUGGUACGCUUGUGUGCAGUUCGGCCUCGUCCUGUGGAACGUAAACGAUCCAUCCAUCAAAAUCUCUCAUGUUGCUACUCAUCGGUUCAAUGCGGAUGAGGGAGACUGGGGGUUUACCCGAUUUUGUGAACUACGAAGGCUGUUCAACUUAGCAUGGGAAGGCCGUGGAGUGCCUCCUGUACAAAACGAUGAAGCUAUGGUUACAGCCUAUGUCCGUGUCGUCAAGGAUCCAACGGGUGUCUUGUGGCACAGCUUCCAAAACUAUGACUCGAAGAAAGAAACUGGCAUGGUUGGAUUAAAAAACCAGGGUGCCACCUGCUACCUCAACUCACUUCUACAGUCGCUAUACUUCACUAAUGCGUUCCGAAAGAGGUUGUUCUAUAAUCUCCAAACGAGUGAAAACCCUGUUUCAACAGCUGAGCUUACUGCAUCUUUUGGCUGGGAGUCGAGACAGAUUUUUGAACAACAGGAUGUUCAGGAACUGUCGCGCAAGCUGAUGGAGAGACUCGAGGAGAAAAUGAAGGGCACUCCAGCGGAGAAGGCAUUGCCGGAGUUAUUUGUCGGAAAGACGAAGACUUACAUAUCCUGCAUCAAUGUCGACUAUGAAUCCUCGCGUGUGGAAGACUUCUGGGAUAUUCAACUCAAUGUAAGGAACAACAAGACUUUGGACGACAGCUUCAAGGAUUAUAUUCAAGUGGAAACGCUCGAAGGUGAGAACAAGUACGACGCUGGGCCACCGUACGGUUUGCAAGACGCCAAGAAGGGUGUUAUCUUUGAAAGUUUCCCCCCGGUCCUACAUCUUCACUUGAAACGAUUCGAAUAUGACAUCAACCGCGACGCUAUGAUGAAAAUUAACGAUCGACAUGCAUUCCCUAUGGAAUUUGAUGCCACGCCUUACCUCUCCAAUGAUGCUGAUAAGUCAGAGCCGUGGGUCUACCAGUUACAUGGCGUGCUGGUACACAGUGGCGAUCUGAACGCAGGCCAUUAUUACGCUUUCUUAAAACCUACCAAAGACGGAUACUGGUAUCGGUUCGACGACGAUAGGGUUACCCGAGCUACUGACAAGGAAGUCCUUGAAGAGAAUUAUGGUGGUGAAUAUGAGCUGGCCAACGGCGCGGCCGGCGUCAAGCAACCUUACACACGUGGUCUAUCAACGAAGCGCUCCAUGAACGCUUACAUGUUAGUUUACAUUCGGAAGUCAAGGUUGGACGAUGUCCUUCUUCCCAUAAUGAAAGAAGACAUCCCAUCUCACAUUGAGACGCGUCUGAUCGAAGAGCGCGUGGAGCUGGCACGCAGGAAGAAGGAGAGAGAGGAAGCCCACUUGUACAUCAAUGUCGGAGUCCUGAAUGAGGAGUCUUUCAAGUCUCACCACGGAUUUGAUCUGACGAGCCUUGACCUACCUGCUGGAGACCCAGCACUCCCGAAGCAAUACCGGAUACUUAAAGCUUUAAAGGUUGGCGAGUUUGCUGAGCAACUUGCACAAGAAAAGGGUAUUGAUGCCAACCGAGUCCGAUUCUGGGUUAUGGUAAAUCGCCAGAACAAGACAACUCGACCAGAUCAGGUUAUCAAGGAUCCAGAUAUGUCAGUGGAAGAGGCCUACAGCAGAUUCGGCACUAAAGGGAAUCCGUUCAGAGUGUGGAUGGAGGUUGGACAGCCCUCCGCGGAUGGAACAGUUUCUUGGCCAGACAACAACAACUCGGUGCUAGUCUUCCUGAAACACUUUGAUGCCCCGUCGCAGACACUGUCGGGUGUUGGCCCCGUAUACGUUCGCAAAAAUCAAAAGGUAGCUGAGCUUGCCCCAACAAUCCUCGAGAAGAUGGAAUGGCCUGCCGGUACAGAGUUCAUGCUGUAUGAGGAAAUCAAACAUAAUAUGAUCGAUGUCAUGAAGCCGAAGCAGACCUUCCAACAAUCUGAGAUCCAAGAUGGCGAUAUCAUUACGUUUCAGAAAUCGAUCAAGGAAGCGGACCUACCUUCUACUGCCCUCUAUCAGGAUGCGAGACAGUACUAUGACUACCUUUUAAACCGGAUUAGCGUUACUUUCGCUCCGAUAAAGGCUGGAGAAGGCGAUGAGUUUACCUUGACUCUGAGUCGUAAGAUGACUUAUGACCAGUUCUCCAAGAAAGUUGGUGAACAUUUGAAUGUCGAGUCUACGCACUUGCGCUUCGCUCCUGUCAUGGCAAGCACGGGGAAACCCAAGCAAUUUAUCAAACGCAACCCCAACCAAGCGAACCAGACGCUGUAUCAAAUUCUCAGUGGAACGAUGACCGGUUACGGAUAUAGCAUGCACCGUUCCGAUGCACUGUAUUAUGAGGUUCUGGAGACAAGUCUGAGCGACUACGAGUCUAAAACUUCCCUAAAGGUGACCUGGCUUCCCGAGGGUAUUACGAAAGAGCAAGUUGUGGAAGUCUUGGUACCCCGCGAUGGCACCAUUUCAGAUCUUCUAAGCGGGUUGCAAAAGAAGGCAAACCUUGACGAAGAUACAAUCCGUGAAGUUAGGAUCUAUGAGACGCAUGCCGGCAAGAUCUACAGAGACUUUCCGGUGGAUACUAAAAUUGCCGGUAUCAAUGAGUUUGUGACACUUUAUGCCGAGAGAAUGCCCGAGGAAGAGGUUAAUAUGGGAGAGGGCGAGCGCACAAUUAACGCCUAUAACUUUGAUCGUGAUUUGAACAGGCCACAUGGUGUGCCGUUCAAGUUCGUUCUUAAACCGGGUGAGGUCUUCAAAGAAACAAAGGAGAGACUCUCUAAGCGGACUGGCAUCAAGGGUAAACAAUUUGAAAAGAUCAAGUUUGCCGCGGUUCCUCGUUCUCUAUACUCGAGUCCACGAUAUCUCGAAGACGAUGAUAUCCUUUCCGACAUUGUCGGCGAUUCCGACGACCUCCUUGGUCUCGACCAUGUAAAUAAGAACCGCAGCUUUUGGAACAGAAGUGAAUCGUUUUUCAUCCGAUAG
Aspergillus oryzae RIB40 is the source of this 3309-nucleotide messenger RNA. Its product is annotated as ubiquitin-specific protease UBP15. NCBI's taxonomy places the organism in Eukaryota, Fungi, Ascomycota, Eurotiomycetes, Eurotiales, Aspergillaceae. The coding region runs from base 1 to 3309 and encodes 1102 amino acids. Gene Ontology annotation, cellular component: cytosol; nucleus. Gene Ontology annotation, biological process: regulation of protein stability; protein deubiquitination. Gene Ontology annotation, molecular function: cysteine-type deubiquitinase activity; cysteine-type endopeptidase activity; protein binding. The record is from RefSeq and is a predicted model, not a curated record. The transcript is spliced from 10 exons.